Molecule: messenger RNA, 6434 nt
Organism: Sardina pilchardus (European sardine)
Lineage: Eukaryota; Metazoa; Chordata; Actinopteri; Clupeiformes; Clupeidae
Gene: cftr
Product: CF transmembrane conductance regulator
Exons: 27
Coding region: 131-4672 (1513 amino acids)
Biological process (GO): bicarbonate transport; chloride transmembrane transport
Cellular component (GO): plasma membrane; cytosol; apical plasma membrane
Molecular function (GO): ATP hydrolysis activity; ABC-type transporter activity; ATP binding
Source: RefSeq, a predicted model, not a curated record
GCACUUAGCACAAGGUGGAGAACAAAACAAGGGAUCCUCUUCAAAAGGGGGAAGAAUUAAAGGGACACCAAAUGUAAGCGGCUGUAUUUUGUUUUGUGUGCGGAGGGGGUUGAAAGGAAUUAUUACCAGGAUGCAGAAAUCACCUGUGGAAGAUGCCAACUGGUUGUCCAAAUAUUUCUUCUGGUGGACAUACCCGAUUAUGAGAAAGGGUUUCACGGAGAGGUUAGGUCCUUCAGAUGUGUAUCAAGUUCCAUCUUUUGACAGAGCUGACGUUCUCGCCGAUCACUUAGAGAGAGAAUGGGACAGGGAGGUUGCCUCUGGGAAGAAGAAUCCCAGACUGCUCUUUGCACUGGCUCGAGUUCGAAGUUUCUUUUGGCCUUUCGUGAUCUGUGGAAUCCUUUUGUAUUUGGGGGAAGCCUCGAAAACGGUGCAGCCCCAGCUCCUGGGGCGCAUCAUCGCCCAGUUCGACCCGUUCCAUGCCCCCGAGCGGGCGCAGGGCUACUUCCUGGCCCUGGGGCUCAGCCUCCUCUUCACCGCUCGCUUCCUGCUCCUCCAGCCGGCCGUCUUCGGCCUGCACCACGUGGGCAUGCAGAUCAGGAUAGCGCUGUUCACACUCAUCUACAAGAAGACCCUGAAGCUCUCCAGCCGAGUCCUGGACAAGAUCAGCACGGGGGAGCUGGUGAGCCUGAUGUCAGCGCAUCUCAGCAAGUUUGAUCAGAGUAUGGGCAUGGCCCACUUUGUGUGGAUAUCGCCGCUGCAGUGCAUUCUCAGCGUUGGCAUGGUGUGGGAACUCAUAGACGUCAAUGGCUUCUGUGCCCUGGCUGCCAUCUCUCUGCUAGGCAUCAUCCAGGCCGGCCUCUCGCACAAGAUGGGCCCUCACAAGGCACAGAGAGCCAAGCUGACGAGUAAACGGCUCGCCUUAACCUCUGAUAUCAUGGAGAACAUUCACUCAGUGAAGGCCUAUGGAUGGGAGGAGAUCAUGGAGACUAUUAUCAAUAACAUGAGGAAGAAAGAGGUGAAGUUCACGCAGAAGAUCGGCUCGCUGCGCUACUUCUACAGCUCGGCGUACUUCUUCUCGGCCAUCUGGAUCAUCGUGGCGGCGGUGGUGCCUCACGCGCUGAGCCGGGGCAUCAUCCUGCGCCGCAUCUUCACCACGCUGUCCUACUGCAUCGCCCUGCGCAUCACCGUCACCCGCCAGCUGCCCGCCUCCAUCCAGAUGUGGUACGACACGGUCGCCCUGCUGAAGAAGAUCGAGGAUUUUCUGAGCAAGGAGGAGUACAAGGUACCGGAGUAUAACCCGACAGCCACUGGGCUGAAGCUCAACAAUGUAACAGCUUCAUGGGAUGAGGGGAUCGGGGAACUGUUCGACAAGAUUCGGCGCGAGAACAAAGAGAAGGAGAAUGGCCACAUGAACGGGGACGCCGGGCUCUUCUUCACCAACCUGUACGUGACGCCCGUGCUGAGGAAGAUCAGUCUGAGCCUGGAGAAGGGCGAGAUGCUGGCGCUCGCCGGCUCCACAGGCUCUGGGAAGAGCUCUCUGCUGAUGACAGUAUUGGGGGAGUUGGUUCCAUCGGAGGGAACCAUUCGCCAUAGUGGCCGGAUCUCCUUUUCACCCCAGACCGCCUGGAUCAUGCCGGGCACCAUCCGGGACAACAUCCUGUUUGGCCUGAGCUAUGACGAGUACCGCUACAAGAGCGUCAUCAAGGCCUGCCAGCUCGAGCAGGACCUGGCUGCCAUGCCCGAGAAUGACAAGACUACCCUGGCAGAGGGAGGACUCAACCUCAGUGGGGGCCAAAAAGCCAGAGUGGCUCUUGCCAGGGCCGUGUAUAAGGAUGCUGAUGUCUACCUGCUCGAUGCUCCCUUCACCCACCUGGAUAUUGCCACAGAGAAAGAGAUCUUUGAGAGGUGUGUGUGUAAGCUCAUGGCCUCCAAGACCCGGGUGCUGGUCACCAGCAAGCUGGAGCACCUGAAGCGCGCCGACAAGAUCCUGCUGCUGCACAACGGCGACUGCUUCUUCUACGGCACCUUCUCGGAGCUGCAGGCCCAGCGGCCGGACUUCAGCUCGCUGCUGCUGGGCAUGGAGGGCUACGACAACAUCAAGGCCGAGCGCCGCACCUCCAUCCUGUCCGACACGCUGCGCCGCGUCUCCGUGGACGAGACGGCCAACUACCGCUCGGAGCGGCCCUCCUUCCGGCCGCCGCCGCCGCCCGCGUACGCCGCCGAGCAGCGGGAGGAGCGGCGCUCGUCGGUCCUGCUCAACCCGCUGGCGGCCGCCGCGCGGAAGCUCUCCUUCAUCCCGUCGUCCAGCUCGGCCGGCGGCGACGAGGACGGGAUGGCGCGGAGGCCGCCGCCCGACAGGAAGCUGUCGCUCAUGCCCGAGGACGAGCUGGUGGACGAGUCCUUCUCGGGUGGUGACGUCUACCACAACCACGGCGUGCACAUGGCCGGCCAGAGGCGCCAGUCGGUGCUGGACUUCAUCACCAACGUCGGCGGAGGCGGCGCGCGCCGAGACCCCUACCGCUCCUCGUUCCGCAGGAAGAUGUCCAUCCUGCCCCAGGGCGACCUGGCCUCGGAGGCGGACAUCUACGCCCGCCGGCUCUCCGACGACUUCAACGACAACAACGACUUUGACUUCAGCGGGGACAUGGACGGGGAGCACAUAGAGGCUUGCUUCGCAGAUCAACAAAUCGAAGAUGUCUUUGAGACAACCAAGUGGAACACAUAUGUCCGCUACGUGUCCACCAACAAGAACCUCAUCUAUGUGCUUAUCUUCAUUUUCAUAGUUUUUGCAGCUGAGGUUGCUCUCUCUGUCCUCGGCAUUUACUUGAUCACAGAUAAGGUGUGGAGGGAGGAGCACCACUGGUUCAACUACAACGCCACGCACUACCCCAACAUGACGCAGCCGCAGCAGUUCUUCCCCGUCAUCGUCACCCCCACCAGCAUCUACUACAUCAUGUACAUCUACGUGGCCACGUCCGAGAGCGUGCUGGCCAUGGGCUUCUUCCGCGGCCUGCCGCUCGUCCGCACCAUGAUCACCAUCUCCAUGAAGCUCCACGAGCAGAUGCUCGGCGCUGUGUUGCGUGCUCCCAUGGCUGUGCUCAACACCAUGAAGACAGGCCGUAUCAUGAACCGCUUCACCAAGGACAUGGGCACCAUCGAUGACAUGCUUCCCCUCCUGAUGUUUGACCUCAUCCAGCUCCUCCUGAUCGUGGUCGGUUGCUUGUUGGUGGUGACCAUCCUGCGGCCCUACAUUUACCUCGCGGCGACGCCAUUGGCUAUCAUCUUCAUGCUCAUGAGGAAGUACUUCCUGCGGACGGGCCAGCAGCUGAAACAGCUGGAGACAGAGGCUCGGAGCCCUAUCUUCUCUCACCUCAUCAUAUCCAUGAAGGGUCUGUGGACGAUCCGGGCCUUUGGGCGGCAGGCCUACUUUGAGGGUCAGUUCCAGAAGGCUCUCAACACCCACACGGCCACGUGGUUCCUGUACCUGUCCACCCUGCGCUGGUUCCUCUUCCGCGCCGACGUAAUCUUCACACUCUUCUUCACCCUGGCCGCCUGGAUUGCAGUGGGAACCACCAAGGACCCAGAUGUUGGUGAGGUUGGCAUCAUUGUGGUCAUGGCCAUGCUUAUCAAUGGUACUUUCCAGUGGUGUGUGGUGACGAGCAUCGCUGUUGAUGGAAUGAUGCGCUCUGUGGACCGAGUCUUCAAGUUCAUCGACCUGCCGUCGGAGGAGCCGAAGACGGAUGGGUUGGGCUCGACCAAAGGCGGCAGCAAGGAGAAAGACAAGGACCUGGUCAUCGAGAACGUGGACGCCUGGGCCUACAACGCCUGGCCCAACCACGGCCAGCUGGACGUGCAGAAGCUGUCGGUGAAGUACACGGAGGCCGGACUGGCCAUCAUCAAAGACCUCUCCUUCUCUGUGGAGGGUGGACAGCGGAUGGGCCUUCUGGGCCGGACGGGCUCGGGGAAGAGCACCCUGUUCAACGGGCUGCUGCGGCUGGCCCAUACUGACGGCGAGGUCCUCAUAGACGACCUGUCCUGGAACAACAUGCCCCUGAAGGUCUGGAGGAGAGCGUUCGGCGUCAUCCCUCAGAAAGUGUUUAUCUUCACCGGAAGCUUCCGCAUGAACCUGGACCCAUAUGGCCGGCACAGCGACGAGGAGUUAUGGCGGGUCACUGAGGAGGUGGGGCUGAAGUCGGUGAUCGAGCAGUUUCCUGACAAACUGGACUUCGUGCUGGAGUAUGGCGGCCAUGUCCUGAGUUAUGGCCACAAGCAGCUCAUGUGUUUGGCCCGGUCCAUUCUGAGGAGGGCCCGCAUCCUCCUGCUGGACGAGCCCAGCGCCCAUCUGGACCCCAUCACCAUAAAGGCCCUGAAGAGCACGCUGAGGGACUCCUUCUCCACCUGCACCAUCCUGAUGUCGGAGCACAGGAUGGAGACGCUGCUGGAGUGCCAGUCUUUCCUGCUGCUGGACCAGAGCACGGGGAAGACGUACGACUCCAUGCAGAAGCUGCUGAACGAGACGAGCCACCUGAAGCAGGCCAUGAGCCCGGCGGAGCGGCUCAAGCUCUUCCCCCGCCGCAACUCCAGCAUGCGCGUGCCCCAGCCCAAGAUCAGCGCCGUCACCCUCACCCUGGAGGAGGAGGCCGAGGACGAGAUCCAGGACACGCGCCUGUGAUCCCACACCGCCUGCAGCGGACACCAAGAGAGAGGGACAGAGAGAGAGAGGGAGUGACUGAGAGUGAGAGAGAAUGACAGAGAGAGAGAGGGAGUGACUGAGAGAGAGUGAGAGAAUGAUUGAGAGAGAGAGAGAUUGACUGAAAAGAGUGUGAGAGAAUGAUAAAGAGAGUGAGUGAGAGAGUGUGUGAGUGACUGAGAGUAUGUUAGAAUGAGAGAUAGAGAGAGAGAAUGAGAGAGAGAGAAUGAAAGAGGAUGGAUGGAUGGAUGUGUGGAGCUUUGGAGCAGGUCCUCUUCUCACGCCAGCCCUGCUGCCUCCGUUUCAGAGACUCUUUAGGGGCAGACUGGCUUGGACCCAGACAAGAAAGGCACAACUCAAUUCUUCAUCCAUAUCUCAGUGGAGUCUCAUAGGUACUGCUUUGAUGUCGUCUGUCUAAAAACAAUCUUUUAUUUGUGUUGAGAGUUGGCUGUUCAAAGACCGCAGAGAUAGGCUGAAAAAAGGCUUCGUUAAGAGGUUAUUAAUUAAGCUGGACAUCAAGUCAUUUGUCUCAACAUUUCUAUUAAUUAAGCUGGACAUCGAGUCAUUUGUCAACAUUUCUUGUAUUAGGUCUAUGCAACAAAAAAAAAAAAACAUGAGGUACUUUGUACAGUAACAGACUUUUUAACCCCCUGCACCUUCAGUUUCAUAUCAGAUAGCUACUGUAUAUCCUAUUCCUCAGCAUAGCCUCCCUAACCCAGACACUUUAUGGAAGAUUAUGGUUAGAGUACUGCAUCGUACCUUGACUGGAGCCUUGAAAUGUGAUUGUGUCAAGGUUAUUUUUUUACUUUGUAAAUUAAGAGUUAUUUGUCUCAGUUGCUUGUAUUCAUCAGAACAAUUCAUUGAUUUAAAAAGCAAGUGUAAGUACAUUGUUAAGUAUCAAGACACAAAAUGGUGGCAUUUUCAGAGACAGAACAUGGGCAUUUAUCCUCUAAACACAUGGGAAUAACCAUGAAGUCCCAAAUGUUGAUAGAAUAGAGUUGUGUGGACUGGAAUGAUAUGUAUCAGCAAUAUUCCCAAUGUUUUUUUUUUCCAUAUUGAAAUGAGUAUGUAAGCCAGAAUAGACUCAGGUUGCAGCAUACAGUACACAGUGUCAUUCUCUAUGUUUAUGCUAAACAGUACUGAUUCCCAUACACCCUUGACCCUUCCAAGCUCUGUAAUCAGAAGAAGCAUACCAGUCCAUCUCAUCCUACGCUUUGUAAAGGACCACUGUAAACGCUGCAGUGACACAUCAUGCGCGUCAGCAGAUUCAGAUGUUCCAGACGCUUUUGAACGAAGGACUGCGACAAAAGAGGGACAGUGAGAUUAUUUAUAUGACACUCAAGGAUGUCAAGACAUUUAUAGCCAGUUAUGCAGAUUGUUGUUCUGGCUUAUGGGCUAAAAACAGAUCAAAGUGUCCAUUGAAAUAUUUUUAUUAACUUAUCUUAUGACCCGUUUGUGAACAAACACACAAAAAUGAAUUUAAAAAUGACCGUUGUAUACUACUUUAAAUGUAUAAAAGUAUAUCAAUGAGCUGUGUGUUUUCGCAGAAUGUGAAAUUGGCUAAUGAUGUUGAAGAAUCUAAUUUGCCACAACACAUUACCAAAUUCAUCAUUUCAGUUUAGCUAUUGAAGAAACAAGUGUAUUCAUAGGAAGACAAUUUCAAAAUUGUAUAAUAUAUGUAUUUUUUUCCUGAGGAAAUGAUUUCUGCAAUCAAAUUGUUUUCCAUUAAAAUGAUUUUGAGAGA